GCUUGCAUGAGCAAUCUCGUCGGAUUACGCUUACGGGGAACUUUGUCUGCACUGCCCAGAAUAGACUUAGUGUCGGUAUUUGUUUGCUUGCCGGUACCAGCAAGCAGGAGAGAUCCUGGGACGCUUUUCCUGAUGGAAUGGUUGUGCUCCAGGGUAUAAUUGGAGCGUCUGAUCAAGUUUGUUGCAGUUGAUUAUGGUCGCGCUGAUGGGAGGCGUAGUUGGAGUGAGCAGUGAAGUGAGAAACGUGCGCGCAAGGUGCGCUGUGAGGUGGCUUUUGUGGUGGAGUGUGUUAGGUGUGUGGUGGAGUGACUAGGGUUGGUGGUGCAGGGCAUCACGGAGGAGAAAAAUUACCGACAUUCGCGACUGCUGGAGCGGUUUUAUUGUGACUCGUGAAGUAGUGGUACCGUAAUUUUUUGUUGAGUGAAGUAGGCAACCUCCAGAGCUGCACGGGAUCGGCUGAUUACAACCCUUGCUAGCUUUUAAUCCUGAAGUUCCAGAUUGUCGACCUUGUUAUCGCAUUUGCGGAGCUGGUUGUUAAGAACCUCGUUUUCUCGUCAAUAUCCAUGUUAGCGAAACGUUGCUUCUGGUUUAGUGCGCAUGAAGCACUUGCAUACUUUAUCUACAUCCCGGAGUUGUAACGUUGAAGGAUAACAGAGCCUGCAAGUAUCUGUAUAAAUUUAGCACUUAGGAGUUUGUAUCUCUCAUCGACAGCUUUCCACUGGAGUUUUACAUGUUCGCACCGAAUAGAUUGUGUUGUUAGAACCUGUACCCUUCAACGCUGUGGAGUGGAUUGUGCUGUGCUGUCAGUAAGUUUAAUGUCUUCCGAUACACCUGAAUGACCAGUGGGUGCUGUCGUAUCACUGGCACCACCGCUACCAUUGACAAUAAGUCCUGUUAUCUUUCAGUAUUGUUCAAACUUGCAGGAUCUUAGUCUUAAAAUUAUGUGCAGUCUUGCGUUUUCAAUUUAAGUUAGCUCAGCAUCAUGCAAACAAUCCCUCGGCUUCAAUUUGAGCGAUUCAGCCACAUGAUUGGGAUGCCCUCUGGUGUCAGUUGGCUGAUCUCUGUGUUCUCAAUAUGGAAUUAUGAUUUGAUGGCGGAAAGAACAACAAAUUUGAGAAUUGCAAUUGAAGUAGCUACAUAUUUCAAAGGGCAGUAAUUUUUUGCCUAACAAAAACUUGAGCACAACAAAGUUAGAUUCAAAAACUAGAACUGCAGCUUUGCCAUCGGUAGUAAUGGCGGACGUAGCGUCUCGCUGUCAGAGCCAGUUGGGCUCAUUUCGCAUCAGGGAACUGAAAGAUGUCCUGGCGCGACUGGGUCUUCCUAAACAAGGAAAGAAGCAGAUCCUCAUUGACAAGAUCAUGGAUUUGAUCAAUCCUGCAGAGAAGGAAUCGCUAGCGAAAGCAGGCUCUAAAAGUAGCAAAAAAGCCAUUUCAGGAGAUGAAGCAAUUGCUAUUGUUGACGAGCAAUACAGGAAACUUCGAAGUAUUGGAACUGAUUUAUCUAGGCAUAAAUCUGCUAAGUCUGCAUCCAGCAGUGGAUAUCCUUCACCUGGGCUUGAUGAAAGUCGUUGUCCUUGUGGAAGUAGCGUGGAAGCUGGACGCAUGAUUCAGUGUGAUAGUCAUGGAUGUCGGAUCUGGCAACAUAGGAGUUGCGUCGAUUUUCCCAAGAAGCCAAAAGAUGGAGUUCCAGUUGAGACUCCGCCAAAUUUCUACUGCGAGCUUUGCCGCAUAUCUCAGGGAGAUCCAUUUUGUGAAGCACUUUUUCACCCUCUGCUGCCUGUAAAGUUUCCUUCUUCCACAGCCAAAUCGGAGAGAGCUAUUACUCUACAGAGCAUAGAUGAGCAGUUUACUUUGAGUCUUGCGCACCAGGAACUGCUUCAGAGUCCAAAUUACGAUCUGCAGGUCUGGUGUGUGCUCUUGAGUGACAAGGUUUCCUUUCGCAUGCACUGGCCUCUUUCAGCUGUUUUACGUGUUAAUGAUGCAAAUGUGCGGGUUACUAAUCGACCUGCUGAACAACCUUUAGGCGCAAAUAGUCGAGAUGAAGGACAUAGUAUCACUUCAUAUACCAGAGAGGGACUGAACAGGCUGAACAUGUCAUGUGAUGAUGCUCGCCCAUUCUGUUUAGGAGUGCGAAUCAUCCGCCGCCGUUCCCUUGAGGAGGUUAUGGACAUGAUUCCAAAUGAGAAGGAUGGAGAGCCUUUUGACGAGGCCGUAGCUCGAGUACGGCGAUGUAUAAAUGGAGGGGGUGGUCAGGGAUUAGGCAGUGAUGAUGACGGUGCCGAUAGCGAUUUGGAAAUUGUGGCGGAGUCUCUCACUGUUAACUUGCGCUGCCCGAUGAGUGGGUCCCAAAUCAAAGUUGCAGGUCGUUUUAAGCCAUGCCCACACAUGGGUUGCUUUGAUCUUGAUACAUAUGUGGAAAUGAAUCAGCGAACGCGGAAGUGGCAAUGUCCUAUUUGUUUGAAGAACUACUCUAUAGAACAUCUGAUCAUCGACCCUUUUUUCAAUCGGAUUACAAAUGCGUUGAGAACUCUGGAUGAAGACGUCACUGAGGUGGAGCUCAAAGCUGAUGGCUCGUGGCGGCCCAAACUGGAAGGGAAUGUUAAGAACGGAGAGCCUUGGAGUCCAUCACCAGCGGCUGCCGUAGCAAUUGUCUCUAAUGGGAACAAAUCAGCACCUGUUCUAUUUUCUAGCCAUCAUGUCAAAAUUGAGGCGGGCCGUUCUUCUCAUGAUCAUGGCUCUUUGCAAUUGAAAUGGACACCUGAAGUUCAGAGAGUCGUGAAUGGCAGGAAUUACCGAAAUGGUGGCCCAAGCCUGCAAGUUAUGCCCUUGCCCAGACUUUCAAGAAGUAGCAGCGCGACUGGUAGCAAUCUUAAAGUAGGCGAGGAUGAAAAUAGUGUAAAUCAAGAUGCAAGUGAGAAAAACACUGUAUCCAUGGAUGACACCGAUGUGGAAUUCUUAUCAAUACUUCAGGAAGCAGCUAGAGGAACGUGGCAAGCCAGUGGUGAUGAUCCUGCGAAUGGAGGUGAUAUAAUAGUUCUCAGUGAUUCAGAUGAUGGAGAAGAUGAAGUAACAGUUGUCGGGUCUUCUCAUGUUUCGAUGUACUCGGACGUCAUCGGCAAUGGAGGAGUUCGUUUCUCAGAGGGUAGGGUACCCAAUGAUAUAAAUGGUGAUCCAUCACGGUUUGCCCUUGGUUUAGGGCAAUAUGAGUACUAUGGGUCACAAACAGAGGCGGUUGCGCUGCAACAUCCUCCUUUGCAACCAACACCAGUGGAAGUUGUAGGAAGUUCCGAUUUCCUGUGCACUUCUUUGAUCGGGAAUGAUCCAUCGCAAUUAGACUGGGAAAGUUUUGGGCAGUCACAUACCCCCACACUUUAUGAAGUUAUUGAUAGCGAGAGUAUAGACAUUAACAAAGAUGGUUCGCCUUUGCAAAAUCUUCUCCCAUCCCAACCAGCUCGAUCUGAGGUCCAAGAAAAUUUACGGGACCUAACACUCCCUGCAGAAGUUAUGGACAACUCUUGGUUUUCACUUAGCCUUGGCGGGAUAGGAAAUGUGGUAAAACCAACUCCAGAACGAAGUUUAUUUACUACUUCAAUAGAAUGGUGUUCGCCAAUUUCUCAACCAGGAGUCAAUGAAUACGAUCCUCAUGGUCUGGGUAGCAAUGGAUCAUCCCAACACCUAAUGGACUCAAGACAUCCAUUGCGCGGUCAUUUUACCGCAGACGGUUAUCCUUUUCCAGUAAGGCCCUGCAGUGGCCACAUUCAUGCACGGAGAGUUUCCCGUUAAGUUCGGAUGGAUAAUUCGAAGUAGCUUAGAGGUUCCUACUUUCGUCUGUUAGCAGGGCGUGUCAAGAUUGGGCAAAUUGCUUCUCGAUUUCCCUCCGACAUCGAUCCUUCCAUGCAGCAGCUGUUGUACUAUAACGAAGCAGAGCUAUUCUGAUGGGAAUGAAAGGAAUAUAAUGGACAUCCGGGUCAGGCGGAUUUGCUGGACAUCAUUUCCAGUUUCUGCUCUACUUCCGCUCUGUUGUCGGUACCUAAUUUUCUCGCAGUAACUUUUGUACACGAUAAUUUCUUUAUUAUUAACAAAUAAUUAUGACAUUUGGCUCA
Molecule: messenger RNA, 4102 nt
Organism: Physcomitrium patens
Lineage: Eukaryota; Viridiplantae; Streptophyta; Bryopsida; Funariales; Funariaceae
Product: E3 SUMO-protein ligase SIZ1
Biological process (GO): protein sumoylation
Cellular component (GO): chromatin
Molecular function (GO): SUMO ligase activity; zinc ion binding
Source: RefSeq, a predicted model, not a curated record